This is a messenger RNA of Clunio marinus, 550 nucleotides long. Lineage: Eukaryota; Metazoa; Arthropoda; Insecta; Diptera; Chironomidae. The record is from the annotation of a GenBank genome assembly.
UGCAGUUCGUUUCACGAAUUGUUCUGUUAAAUUAGUCGUUUAAUGUAAGUUUUUGCUUCAGAUAAUCAGUUCAGACUCAUUCUUGGAAGCAUGAGUUUAAAUUUUAAGUAAAAUUAUUAUAAAAUAACAUCAAUUUUAAAAGAUAAGUACAAAAACAUGAGAAUCGUUGUUAAUUGAUUAAACAAUUUUAUGAGACAACAGUGAGCAACAAAAGAAAUAUCUACUAAAAUAUUAAAAAGAAAGAAAAAAAACCUUUUUGAAAGAGAUUAUAAAAUACCAAAAGAUUAUCAAAGUGCACUUAAGAAGUAGUUAAAAAAAUUUAAUUAAAAUGCUGCCUGAAGAAGUUUCACAUAUCGGCGACGGUAUCAUUCAAGUGUCAAAGCCAGAAUAUCUUAAAAGAAUUCAAGUUGAAGCAGACAUUGAUCAACACUACAUUGUGGAAGAGAAACCAUUUGCAAGACGCCACGCCAUGUCUGAUGUAAUGCAACUGCAAAAGCAGCAAAUGCAGCACAAACAAAGCUUAUUUGAAUUAAAUAGAAAAAAUCUCUAA